This is a messenger RNA of Pyricularia grisea, 1247 nucleotides long. RefSeq lists its product as uncharacterized. Bases 137 to 1024 code for a protein of 295 amino acids. NCBI's taxonomy places the organism in Eukaryota, Fungi, Ascomycota, Sordariomycetes, Magnaporthales, Pyriculariaceae. The transcript is spliced from 3 exons. The record is from RefSeq and is a predicted model, not a curated record. Gene Ontology annotation, cellular component: membrane.
CUCAUUCAUUCGUUGUCAUUUAUUUUGCCACCAACUCGGUAGGCGCUGAUUUUACGCUUAGACUAAACGGCUUUUUUUUUUCUUUUUUUUUUUUCUUUCUUCUUCUUUUCUUCUAUUGCCAACCGUUUUACUUGAGAUGAAUUCGACAAUGCCAGAUGGAUCUGCAGCCGGGGCGGCCGCCUCCGACGCUUACACCUAUAGUUUAUACCACUACAAUCCAAGCAUCCCUGGCGCAAUCGUUGUUGCUGUGAUUUUCCUUCUCACAACGGUUUUUCACUUUUGGCAGUUGAUCAAAACUCGCUGCUGGUUCAUGAUUCCUUUGGCAGUGGGCGGAAUUCUGGAGGUAAUCGGAUAUGCGGGCCGGGCAAAAUCGGGCGACGAAAGCCCUAAUUGGACACUGGGCCCAUACAUCAUUCAAGCCAUUCUGUUGCUCGUGGCGCCGGCUCUUUUUGCAGCCACGAUCUACAUGGCGCUUGGGCGCGUCAUCCAAAGAGUCGACGGCGAGAGUCGCAGCUUCGUUCCGCUCCGAUGGUUGACAAAAAUCUUUGUCACGGGCGAUGUUCUCUCAUUUUUCUUGCAAGCUGGAGGUGGUGGAUACCAAGCUGUCGGCACCCUAGAAGCACUGGAAAAUGGUUCCAACGUCAUCAUUGCCGGACUUUUCGUCCAGCUGUUCUGUUUUGGUUGCUUCAUCGUCGUCUCCAUCGCCUUCCAUAUGGCCAUCAAAAAGCAACCCACCCGUCAAUCAUCAAGCGACAUCCCUUGGCAAAAACACCUCAAAGCGCUAUACGUAGGGAGCGCCCUAAUCAUGGUUCGAUCCAUAUUUCGCGUCGUCGAGUAUCUUCAGGGGUUCAGUGGAUAUCUCCUCAGCCACGAGCCAUACUUGUAUGUGUUCGACGCCUUGCUCAUGAUAUGCGUCAUGAUAUGGUUCAACUGGAUUCAUCCUGGGGAGAUCUUGAGCCCUGUGAUUGGCAAAAGAUGGAAUGGAGAUAUCGAGGAGGACUGCUCUAGCACUCAGAUGUCAUGAGUAUUAGACACACCACACAUAGCAGCCAGAAGCAGCAGCAGUCAGUCGCAACGGCCUUGAGGGAAAACUGCAACUUUCAAACGAUCACUACAGUAACGGUGCCCCCCGCUUUGCCAAGACGAAAGAGAUUCACAGUUGAUCUUCGCGGCAUGAUAUUGGAGGAUUGAAUCUUGUAGACUAUUUUGUUUUAUAGCGAGGUUAAAUACCCGACCAUAGAUUAAUC